GGGCUGCAGGGGGUCCUGGCGGGGACCCCGGCCGUGCCGCGGGCUGCCCAGGCCGCGGGCAGUUCCUGUGCCCCGGGGCACAGGCAGCUCCACGGAGCGGCACGUCUGGGGUGUCCUGGUGCCGCCCUACAGCCCCUUCCCCCUUCCGAGCCCCCUCCCUGCCCGCCUGGCGCCCUCCUGGGGUCCGGCCGCGGGAACCUUGGGCACGGGUGAGCGAGGUGUGGGGGGACAGGGGCUGCGUGUGCGUGUGGUGUGACUGCACACGCGGGGUGAGCCCACCAGCGGGGCACAGGGGCAUGGGGCUCGAGGGGGCAGCUCCCGGGGAGGCUGGAGCACCCCUCCUGGGGGUGAUGGGGCUGGGUCCCGGGGGGGUGAAGCAGCCCCCCUGCUGCGCUGUCGCCCGGGCUGGGCUGUACACAGGGUUUAUGGCUGUUCCCCGUAGCAGCUGGAGCUGCAGGAAAGGCUUUAUCAGCCCUGGCCCAGAGAGCAAAGGCUGUGCCAGGGUGGGGGCCAAGGUCAGGGCUGGUGGCCCCAGUUCCCCACAGGGAGCAAAGGCCUCUCCCCACCAGCCACCUGGACCCUUGGCUCUGGGCAGAGCCCCCAGCCCAGUCUUGCCCCCUCCCCAAGUUUCUCAGCACUGCCCAUGCCUGGGGCUUGGUCUCUGGCAGCCACCCUCUGCCCCACAGCAGAGACCCCCCGCAGGGGGAGGGCAGAAGCCAAACCUGCCCCACAGAACUGCCUGGGGAAAGGAUGGGGAGCAAGAGAGACUUUGCUCAUGGGGUCAGAAGUGGGAGUAGGCACAGGGCAGGUGAUGCUGUGGGGUGCCUGGAGGAUUACAGGGUGUACUGCUCCACCUGUCAGCUCUGCCUGGAAGUGGGGUGUGUACAUCUGCAGCUUGGUUUGGGGGUAGCUGACCACCCUCCCCCGCCCCUGGCUGAGGGCUGUGGACACAGAGGUGCCUGCAGAGCACGUUUUCACCCACUCAGUGCUUGUUUUGGGUGCUGCAUGUCCCCUGCAUGUCGGGGCAGGAGAUGGUGGAUAGGCAACUCUGGCCAACGCAGACACACCUGGGGGUGUUUCUGAACCCCCUCCCUGGUCAGGCUCCUGCCCCACACUGCUCCAGAGGAUGCAGAAGUCCAUGGCCAGGGAACCUUCUGGCGUGGACAGGUCUUUGGGUGAGGGUGCUUUGUGCCCCUCUCUGCCCCUUGUGCUGUCCAUGGGGCUUUCACUGCCGAGGGGGCUGGUGCCAGCAUCGCCCCACCAACCCUUGGCACACCCGUGCAGAAGCCCCCUGCCCCGUGUCCCCCCGCCCCGAUGACAUGGCCGUGGUGGGCACGGUGGCAGGGAGGCUCCCACAUCCCACCGGGAGCGUGUGGCCCGUCCUGGCCGCGCCGGGGCAAUGGCAGCGAUGCCCGCUCAACCCUUUGCACCCCCCGGGCUGUGUGGGCCCCUCCGGCCAGCCCCGCGCUGGCUUUUGCCCCGACACCUCCCUGCAAACCUGCUGCCGCCGGUCUCGGCCCCGCCUGCCGCCCUUCUUCAGCGGGAGGAGGAGGAGGAGGAGGCGGCUGCGGCCGGGAAGGGCUCGGGAAGGAGCAGGAGCGGGACACGAGCGGGGCUGCAGCCCGGGACAGGACGGGACAGGAGGGCUCGGCUGUGGCCGCUACCAGCUGCCUCCGGGCUCCAGCAAUGCCGGGGAAGCAGCGGCGGGGCUGCAGAGCGGGGCUGGAGGAGAAGCGGUGGCAGAGCCUGGAGGAGCGGGGCAGCGGCGCCCGGAGGGGGCAGCCCGUGCUUACCAGAUCCAAAACCUGUGACCCCUCCUUCUGCAAGGAGCCAGAGCAGGCCGUGGGACACCUGUCCCCAUCGCUGAGCAAGCGUGUCAGCAGCUACCGCAGAGCCUUCGGGCAGCUGGCCGAGCAGGACGUGCUGCUGGGCUGCUUCUCCUGCGCCUGGCAGAGGGAGGUGCCCUACCACGGCCGCCUCUACAUCUCCUCCUGCCACAUCUGCUUCCACUCCAGCCUCCUGCUCAAGGACAUCAAGGUGGUGGUCCCUGUUGCCUCUGUCUCAGCCAUGAAGAAAACCAACACGGCGCUCCUGGUGCCCAACGCACUCAGCAUCCGCACAGCCGAGGGGGAGAAGUUCCUCUUCGUCUCUUUGCACCGGCGGGAGGCCACGUACCAGCUCCUGAAGUCAGUCUGCAAACACCUGCAGGACAAUGACUGGAGCCCUCCAGCUUCUCCAAGCACCAAGGAAAUCCGUAGGAGGUCUCUGACCUCGAGCCAGUCGGGCCUGGAGCAGAGCACCCCAGAGCCCAACAGCCUCCAAGAGCUGCCAGAUGGGCCCAGCCCGACCCCAAGGCCAGCAGAGGAGGAGGAGGUGACGGCGCUGGUGCUGAGCAGUGAUGAGCAGCUGCCCUUGGCAAAGCCAUGCAGCUUGUGGGGGACCCCCACUACUGCCCUAUGGGCCCGGACCAUCGCACAGCUGAGCCCCCUCAACACCAUCAUCCUCAUCUACCUGAUGCUGAUGGUGGCCCUGCUCCUGUCCUCAGCCUACAUCGGUCUGCGCAUCCUGGAGCUGGAGCAGCAGCUGGCGUCCAUGGGGGCUUGGCCAGACCUCACCCUGUCACAGCACCACAAGAUGACCUGAGUUCAGCAGGGACCCAGCCGUGCUCAGCUCAGCUCCAGCCAGGGGGAUGGGCUUGGAGGCUGCUCCCAGCUCUUCCUCCACCUCCCAGGGAACGGGGAUCCAUCACCAAGUGCCUUCCAGCCUCCAUAAUACACCUGAGGAACCCACACCAGCUGGGGGUGGUGGCCUCUGUCUUGCCCCUGCCGUGUCUCCCCCCCCCUGAGCAGAAGCAGGAGGAACUUCAGCAGCUGCCAGGGAUGGACAGAGAAGCACCCAGGGGCUGGCUGGGCUCAGGCACCCACCACCCACCUGUCCUUGCCAAGUCUGGGGGGCAGGCAGAGAGGGCCCCAGUGCUGGACAAGGCAGAGACAAAGGGAUAGAACAAUUUUAUUUUAUUAAUAAAGAUGUGCCCCCUGUCUGUGGGGUGCUUGGGGAUGGGGUGAGGGGAGCAUGUUGCCCCCUCCCCAAAGACA
Apus apus (common swift) is the source of this 3095-nucleotide messenger RNA. RefSeq names its product GRAM domain-containing protein 2A-like. The transcript is spliced from 12 exons. The coding region runs from base 1315 to 2643 and encodes 442 amino acids. The record is from RefSeq and is a predicted model, not a curated record. NCBI's taxonomy places the organism in Eukaryota, Metazoa, Chordata, Aves, Apodiformes, Apodidae.